CGCGCCACUGGAUUAGCCCGAUAACUCCUUCCCUCUGCCUCGCCGGUCUCUGGAGCGCGUAGCGUUCGGGCUCCGUUCCCUCGGGGAAAAAAAAAAAAAUCCAUCCAUCCACGCCGACGAAACCGAACAAAGAACCCUCGAACCAAAUCUCCUCGAAACCCUUGAUGAUCCUCUGAUGCGCAGGUACUCCUUCUCCCCUUCAUCUCUCCUUCGAUCCCUUCCCCGCCACCGAUCGAUCCACGCCUCCGGAGCCCUUCUCCAAUGGAGUCGCACCGAUAUCUCCAGGUCGGAGCUCCUCGACCGGCUCUGCCGGAUCCUGACCCUAGAGCGUUUCCACGCAGUCUCCAAGCUCUCCUUCGAGUUCUCCGACGACAUCCUCGACGCCGUCCUCGUCAGGCUCCGUCUGGAUCCUAGUGCCUGCCUGGGUUUCUUCAGAAUCGCGUCGAAGGAGCAGUUCUUCAGGCCCGAUGCCCGAUCUUAUUGCAAGAUUGUUCACAUCUUGUCCCGGGGGCGCAUGUUCGAUGAGACCAGAGGGUACUUGAAGGAUCUGGUGACUGUUUCCAGCGAUAGAUCAUCCGUUUCCUUUGUUUUUGAUGAGCUUGUGAGGGUUUAUAAGGAGUUCUCUUUCUCGACGACGGUCUUCGACAUGCUCCUGAAGGUCUACGCGGAGGGUGGGUUCGUAAAGGAGGCUCUUUUCGUUUUUGAUAACAUGGGCAAGCAUGGAUGCAAGCCUAGUUCUAGGUCUUGCAACAGUCUUCUGAGUAGUCUGGUUAAAUGCGGAGAGAAUCGCACAGCGGCUCAUGUAUUCGAACAGAUGGUCAGGGCAGGGAUUCUGCCGGAUGUUUUCACUCUGUCUAUCAUGGUUAAUGCUUAUUGCAAGGAUGGGAAGACCCAGAAAGCUUCGGAUUUUGUGGUCGAAAUGGAAAGGAAGGGCUUUGAGGUGAAUCUCGUGACUUACCAUUCGCUGAUCAAUGGCUACUGCAGUUUAGGACAGACGGAAGCGGCAUUGGAAGUUUUCAGGUCGAUGUCUGAAAGAGGUAUUUCACCGAAUGUUGUCACCUACACACUGUUGAUCAAGGGAUACUGCAAGGAAGGCAAGGUUCAGGAAGCGGAAAGAGUUCUUAGCAACAUGCAAGAGGUAGCCGGUUUAGCUGCUGAUGAAGUUGCUUAUGGUGUGCUGGUAAAUGCUUACUGCCAAAUGGGAAAAAUGGAUGAUGCGAUUAGGAUUCGAGAUGAGAUGUCUGGUAUGGGAAUAAAAGCAAACCUAGUCAUCUGUAAUGCCUUGAUCAAUGGAUAUUGCAAGCUGGGAAGAAUUGGUGAAGCAGAGAAAAUAGUGGAUGAGAUGGAGAAUUGGUAUCUGAAACCAGAUGCUUACAGUUACAAUACUCUCUUAGAUGGCUUUUGCAAGGAGGGUGUUAUGAGCAAGGCAUUUGAAAUUUGUGACAUGAUGCUUCAGAAAGGUAUUGAAGUGACGGUUCUAACCUAUAAUACCCUUUUCAAGGGUUUCUCUCAGGCCGGUGCCAUGGAUGAUGCCUUGAAGUUGUGGUUCUUAAUGCUGAAAAGGGGUGUGGCACCUAAUGAAAUUAGUUGCAGCACCAUGCUGGAUGGUUUUUUCAAAGCAGGUGAUAUUGAACGAGCCCUGAAUCUUUGGAAAGAUAUCCUACCUAGGGGGUGUGCAAAGAGUCAAAUCACAUACAAUACAGUGAUCAAUGGGUUGUGCAAGGUGGGGAAAAUGGUAGAAGCAGUGGAGAUUCUUAGGAAGAUGGUAGAUUGGGGUUGCUUCCCUGAUAGCUUGACUUAUAGGACGCUGAUUGAUGGUUACUGUAAAGUUGGUGACAUGCAGAAGGCUUUGAAUGUUAGGGAUGAGAUGGAAAAGUUAGGAUUCUCUCCUUCCAUUGAGAUGUUUAAUUCUCUCAUUACUGGACUCUUCAAGUCUAAGACAUCUGGCUUGGUCGAUGAUCUUCUUCUUAGCAUGCAAGAAAAGGGACUGGCUCCAAAUAUUGUGACUUAUGGAGCGUUGAUAGCUGGCUGGUGUAAAGAAGGAGUCAUGGAUAAAGCUUUCAUGGCUUAUUUUGAAAUGACAGGGAAGGGCUUAACUCCAAAUAUAUUCAUAUGCACUGCUCUUGUCAGUGGUCUCUAUCAUCAGGGUAACAUUGAUGAGGCAAAUUUGUUGUUGCAGGAAAUGGUAGAUAUCAGCAUGCUUCCCGAUUAUGGAGUUUUUAAUAAGUCUUCUGAUCACAGUGCAAACAAUCCCAGUAUGCAUAUAAUUGCAAAUCUCCUUGAUGAAACUACAAAAGUAAAUAUUCAGCCUAACAACAUCAUGUACAAUGUUGUCAUAUGUGGGCUUUGCAAGUCUGGAAGGAUUUUGGAUGCAAAGAUACUGUUCUCAAAUUUGCUUCAAAGGAGAUUUGUACCUGAUAAUUUUACUUAUUGCACUCUUAUUCAUGGCUUCUCAGCUUCAGGUAAUGUAGAUGAAGCUUUUGUAUUAAGGGAUGAGAUGCUGAAAAGGGGUCUUAUUCCAAAUAUUGUUACAUACAAUUCUCUCAUCAAUGGUCUCUGUAAAUCUGGGAAUUUAGAUAGAGCAGUCAAUCUUUUUUAUAAGCUGCACUCAAAAGGUGUAGCUCCUAAUGUUGUUACAUUCAAUACAUUGAUCGAUGGUUACUGCAAGGCUGGUAAAAUUACUGAAGCAUUCAAACUUAAGCAACAAAUGGUUGAGGAAGGCAUCAGUCCUAAUGUUGUGACCUAUACUACAUUGAUCAAUGGUCUCUGCAGUCAGGGGGAUACGGAAGCAGCCAUUAAAAUUCUUGAUCAAAUGGUUGAGAGUGGUGUGGACCCUAAUUAUGUGACAUAUUCUACGUUGGUCUGGCGUUAUAUCAGAUGUAUGGACAUGCAUCAGAUUUCAAAGCUAUAUGAAGAGAUGCAUAUCCGAGGCCUUUUUCCAGCUGUUGCCUUCAAAGGAAACAUGGGUCCUGCAGAACCCAUUGCUGUGAAAGGAACCAAACAUGACACUGUUAAAUUGUUUGAACAUAUUCAUGCAUAUUAAGAAGUUGGGUACAUCAUGAAUGAGAUUCAAACUAUGGAGUAUGAACAGAGUUUAUCUGCUCCAGUCUUGCCCAUUGCAUGGAAUUGGGCUGCUAAAGUCAUUCCGUUUCUGUUUAAGAAGUAAAUGCAAUUGGAAGUAUAUAGACAUUCCAUAUAUGUAUAAGUAUUCAAGUACUUGAAAGAUUGAUUACUUGCCAUAAUAUUUAGUGGAGUCAGGAAAUGCCGGAUCGAAUUUUGUUUACGUGGAUGUGUAGCUGACUUAUUCUAUCUGAGAACUGCAGCCAUAAUUGUUUAUUGUUUCCAGUUCAACUCAUUUAUGGACGGAGCUGGAACAUGAGUAGCGGCUUGUGGUGCUUCUCCAAAUCCCUAGAUUCUAAUUGUUUUGUUCAUAUGAGCCAUCAUGUUUCCCAAUGCUGGAAGAAUGGUGAAGAAAUCCUCAAAAUCCUGCAAAUGGGAUAAAAUUUGCUGGUUAUGGCUAUAUGAUUCUGUGUCAGUGCAAUCCCCAGUUGAACUGCCAAGGAGCAUUACAAACUGCAGCAGACUUUCAUUCUCAACAUCACCUGUUACAAAGCAUUGCCAACAACAGGCAUUGCCACUGACAUUCAAUUGCAUGUAUAGAAAGUACGAGUGAAUAGUGCUUCCAUUACUAUCAAUCAAUCAUCUCUCAGACAAGAUCUGAAUACAAACCAUGGUGCUUGUUAUAAGAGUCCUGUAAGGUCAUCGAGGCUGAUAAUAAAGAAAAGCCAAGCUGCUUGCAGUUGCCAGAGACCAAUGGACCGAAAAAAUAUGCCACCAUCGGCUAUCAAGAAUUCGCAAAUAUUAUUGGCCCGGCGAGCUGAUGGAGGAUGCAAAUGCCUGGAUCGAUUGACCCAGGCUCUGCUCGGUGAUCGGAAAGAUAUAGGCAAAGAAAAUUUAAUUGCUUCAGCAAACAGUUGAGGGAAUACUCGGUUAAAAAAUAUUUUUGCUCCCUAGUUCUGAUAUUCCUACGUAAUUUAAAAGUGGGCUGCCACAACAUUAAUCAUGCCAUGUGAAUCCUAAUUCCGGCAGCACUGUUUGACAAUAAUGCCAUCAAGGGUUUCAAAUGAAAACCCGAUGAUACGUGAUCAGUAAAAUUGGGUGAAAAGUUCCUAUCGUAAUUAUUUUGAUU
Molecule: messenger RNA, 4189 nt
Organism: Elaeis guineensis (African oil palm)
Lineage: Eukaryota; Viridiplantae; Streptophyta; Magnoliopsida; Arecales; Arecaceae
Molecular function (GO): protein binding
Source: RefSeq, a predicted model, not a curated record